Lathyrus oleraceus (garden pea) is the source of this 1060-nucleotide messenger RNA. RefSeq lists its product as uncharacterized. The record is from RefSeq and is a predicted model, not a curated record. Bases 154 to 582 code for a protein of 142 amino acids. Lineage: Eukaryota; Viridiplantae; Streptophyta; Magnoliopsida; Fabales; Fabaceae. The transcript is spliced from 2 exons.
GAUAAAAUAAGGCACAGGAGGAUUGCACAACAUGCAUCAGUGCGGUGGGAGUAGAGUCAGAUUUUGGAGGCUCAUGUUCACUCUGGUCAUGUAGAGAUAUCUACUUCUAGGACUCGUGCUUCUCCUCAUGUUUCUCCAUCUUCUUCUUCCCGUAUGAGACAUGUUUCACUUACUGGUGCAUCGCUCCCUCCAUCCUCACGUUGGCGCCAGGUUUCACUUAUUCAGACGCCAGAGGUACCCGAGUUACCGGUGGUACCGGAGGCAUCAGUGCCACCUCCGACGAAUGAUGCUUCUGAGUCAGUGUCUGCUCCUGCUGUUGUGCCAGUGCCACCUUCGGAUGGUGAGAAUGUUGAGCCAAAGCCAUUUGAAGAAGGCUAUGUAGAGUUGUCACUACUGCCUUUGUACCCAGACCAUUCUGUUAGACAUAUCUUGGACAAAGAGGAUCGUGAUCCGCUGAAAUUUAUUAACCAGAGGCGAAAGAUUACUGGCUUGCCUCAACUGAAUGAGGAGUGGUUUUAUGCAGCUUUGUCCGUAUCUGGGAUGAGGGACUUGUGCAUGAGCGGUCAACUACGGGAUGCUUAAUGCAUUCGUGGAGAGAUGGCACACCGAUACCUCGUCACUUCAUCUCCCGUUGGGUGAGAUGUUUAUUACACUCAACGAUGUAUCGUGUUUGCUGCAUCUUCCGAUAAGGGGAAAACUUCUAGAUCAUGGGAGGAUUAGCAAAGACGAGGCACUCGAGAUGAUGGUAGACUAUCUGGGAGUUGACCCAUAUACUACAUUGAAGGAGAUUGAGAAAACCAGAGGGGAUCAUGCUCGAUUUGAAUUCCUGGAAAAAAAAGUAUAUACAUAUGAGCUCUAGAGAGCAGAGCAUGCUAGAUAUGAUUACCUAUGAAGCAUAGACUCCGACACGGACACGACACAGACAUAGACACUUCGACAUCGAUAAAAUAAAAAUAUGGAACACUGACACCGCUAUGUAUAUGAUAAUAUUUGAGUUUAAUUUAUCCAUCUAUCAUUAAAAAUAUUAUAAUCAAAAUUUAUAAUUUUAAUUCACCAUUGA